This is a messenger RNA of Pungitius pungitius (ninespine stickleback), 4345 nucleotides long. RefSeq names its product sialic acid-binding Ig-like lectin 10. Lineage: Eukaryota; Metazoa; Chordata; Actinopteri; Perciformes; Gasterosteidae. The coding region runs from base 2008 to 3222 and encodes 404 amino acids. The record is from RefSeq and is a predicted model, not a curated record. The transcript is spliced from 8 exons.
AGAGUGAUCUAACAAACAACUUGGCUGAAUACUGGCAAUGGGAGACGGUUUCCUAAGUUGAGCGUUCCCCUUCAACCCACUGACUUCAGCGAGGCUGUGAACUGCACAUUGAGGUACAAAGGAGGGAAGGAAGCAACAGGCUCUAUAAUUCCUAUGACCUUAAUAUCACCCUUUCCAUUCUGGAAUCAGGAAUUAGGAAAUGUUUAUUGCCAGAAUAUGUCAGACAUGGAAUUUGACUUGGCGGUUGGUGCAUGACGGCAGACAGUACGACAAUGGUCAACUGACAACGUAGUGCAGGAAUGAGAUAAAAAAUAUAAUGAAAUAAAUGCUAUGGGUUAGUAAGCUAAAGCUAUGGGUUAGUAAGUUAAGAAAUAGAUAAUAAUAAAGAUACAGUGAACCAGCUAACAGAAAGUGACAAGUGAAAGUGACAAAGUGUAUGUGCAUGUAGAGAGUGAGAAUCAGUCAUGGGGGGGACCGAGCUCUGUUGAUGAGCCCGACUGCCGAAGGGAAGAAACUGUUAAUGUGGCGGGAGGUCUUAGUCCUGAUGGACCUCAGCCUUCUGCCAGUUGGAAGGGGCACAAACAGGUUUUGUCCAGGGUCCGGGUAACUAUUUAUCUUGUUUUUUAAGUUGUUCAUUAAAAAAAACUUCUCCCUGACAGCUUCUUUUACCAUCAGUAACAUACAUGUGUUGAUCCAAAUCUCCAUAAAGCAACUGCCAAAUUAGGUGAGAAAACGCAACUGUUCUACAGUAUCAGUCACCAAAAAUGGCAUGUGCUGCACAAGUUCUCCAUCUUUUGAACUUCCUCUUUUAUAGAAAUGCUUUCAGAUAAGAUGACGUUAAAAAACUUUAACAGAAUAGAAUUUUAAAAACUGCUUUUUAUUUUGCUUUUUUAAUUUCCUUUCAGAUAAAGAAAAAUAGAUUUCUAACAGUAAAGACAUGGUGAAGGACUAUGCAUAUUGCCUGUUGAUUUUCUUUCUUUAAUUCCUUGAAUGUUAAAACUCAUAAUAUUGUAUGAUCCGAUGUAAUCAAAAAUAUAUUCACAGAUAAUUAAUAAAUGAAGUUUUCUUUUCAGUACUAAAUGCUGUGAACAGACCGUUUAGCUCGGUGGCGAUCGCCGGAAACCCCCCGGAAAUCCCAAAUGAUCGUUUUGAGGCAAUGCGAGCUUUCGCAAGAAUUCAUUAAUUAAGGUGGACGUCAUGAGGGAUGUGAAUGAAUGAGAUGGUGGGGGACCCAAUGCUGUUUACGUGCACGUACGAAGACCAUUUUUCCUCUACACUGAUGAAAUGUGAUUCAAAACAUCUGGUGCCUACAACUUUUUGUGCUGAAAGGCAGCCAUUUACUUACUAUUUAUAAUAUCUCUGGUAAACGUGUUAUGAAAGCGAUAAGGUACUUGAGGUUGUACUUUAUAUUCAUUAAAGUAACUGUUCAAGGGUUGCCUAACUUCAUCCUCGAACUGUUACAUUAUUGCUUUAAUAUAAGCUUAGUUAAGAGCAGAAGACCAACUGUUGGAUAAACUACAAUAAUGUUCCACUUUAGUACGACAGAGAGUCUGUGCUUUUUCACAUAGAUGCACAUGGUGUUAUGGGUCAUCUGAUGAUCAAGAUGUUUUGUGGUUCGAUGUUUAUAAUCUUUAUAAUCAAAGGCAAUCCAGCACUUGGGUUUUGCCGAAGUUCCCCACCCUUUUUAGCACGUUUAACUAUAUGUUCCUGCUCCAAAGAUGAAACCCUUUGAGUAGGCUUGGCGCAUGACUUGUAUGUGUGUCAACUGUCUCCUGUUUGCAAACAUUAAAUGGUUUGAUUUUACACGCGUUGAGUCGUGUGAGAAUUUUUCUAACCCCAACUUAAAAAUAUGAACAAAAAUCUGAAUUUGUCAGUAGUGUCGUGUGUGAUGUAUUAAAAGAGGAGUGGAAACUGAAAAAGUUACCCCAAAAGGGAAGUGAAUAUGUCCCCUGACAGGCUUAAAAAUAUGUGUCAUAACAUCCACAGCUCAGACCCACAGACAGCGAGAUGGAUUCUGUCAAGUGGCCGAUGCUUUUUUUGAUCCUUUGCUUUAGAGUUACUCAAACUGAAGCUUCAUCCUGGACAAUAAAGGUGCCAUCUUCAGUUAAAGGUCUCCUUGGAUCCAGUGUGGUCAUCCCCUGCUCGUUCAAUUACCCAGAUCCAGGAAAAGAGAUCACUGCAAUCGUGGGGAUGUGGGCCAGGCCGCCAGAUAAGUUCAUCUACCACCCAGACAAGUCAAAAAUGAUGAAGGAUUAUCAGGGUCGAACAGAGCUGCUGGGAGACGUCAGACAGAAGAACUGUUCUCUAAAGAUUGAUCCCCUUAAACCAUGUGACGGAGGGCCUUUUUUUUUCAGGAUUGAAAUGGAAGGCUACGACAAGUAUUCCUACAAAGAUGAGACAUCCAUUGAAAUGAUUAAUGCCCCAGUGAAUGUGAACAUUGAACACAAGUCAGAUGUAACAGAGGGAGAAGCUGUGCGACUGAGCUGCUCUUGUGAUGCUCACCCUCCUGCCAGCAGCUAUCAGUGGAGUGAUGAAACCGGUGCUAAACUGCAUCAAGGAAAUGUCUACAUGCUGCCAAACGUCUCCAGACACACAGGAGCCCUGUUCUGUACUGCCAUCAAUGAAAUAGGACAAGGCAAAUCCAACCCUGUGCGGCUCAAUGUGUUGUAUAUGCCUGAGAUCAAGACUGCCUCCUCCUGCUCUUCAGAGGCAGAUCUGGUGAAGUGCGUGUGCAUUGCAGAGUCCCAGCCCGUCAGUUUGAUCCAUUUUGUGCUUUCUGACAGAGUCCUGCCAGGAGUGAAGGUAGAACAACGUGGCACCAUCACCAUCGGAACUCUGCAUGCAGAGUUUGGAUCGUCUCGGGUUGUUCACUGUGUGGCCAACAACACGCUUGGAAAUGCAAACCUAACACUCUCUUUACCUGUUAACAAUACGAUGCAGAAUCUUUAUAUUGUCGUUGCUUCUGGAGCAGCCGGGAUUUUGGUGACGGUUUUAAUAAUUGUCAGCGUUUUUAAAAAGUGCAAGGGGAAAUCUGCAAAUGCACAAACUGGUCACAUUAACCCUGAGAAGACGGACAAAGACAUGGCGCUCCCUCACUGCUCUGCUACUAAAAGAAAAGAGAAGAGUUGUGAAGAUGUACAUUCUGCUGACAUUUUUGACAACGAUCGUGUCUAUGGCAACAUGGAGACUGACUGCGAUGACAAAAUCUACGCAAAUGUGUAACUUUAUUGAAUUGGUUGGAGGAACAGUUGCAGUCUGGGAAGCUGUCAACACAUUAUAACCCUCUUCUGUUUGUAAGCCAAGUGAGAUUUUUCUCUCUGUAACUCACAAACUAUUCAUGUUGUUGUUGUUCAUUUAAAAUACAACUUCUCCCUGACAGCUUGUUUUAACAUCAAUAGCAUAUUUGUGUUGAUACAAAUCUCCAUAAAACAACUGUGUGAAAACGCCUGUCUAUUAAACAGUAGCAGUCACCCAGAAAAACAUGUUCUGCAUCUUUUGAACUUCCACUUUUAUAGAAACGGUUUCUGAUAAGAUGACUUCUAAGAACAUUAACAGCAAAGAAUCUGGAAAAAUGCUCUUAUAUAGCGAAUAUGUAUACAUUCAAGUAAAGAAAAAUAGAUCGAUUAACAGUUAACACAUGGUGAAGUAUACUAUAAAUAUUGCCUGUUGAUAUUUUUUCUUUAAUCCCUUGAAAGUUAAACCUCCCUGAAACAUUGUAUGAUUUAAUGUAAUUUAAAAUAUUUGAACAAAUAAUAAAAGGAAGUUCUUUGUAUUGCAAAAUGCUUACAAUUUUUGUGUUUACAAAACUGUGUUGGUUCUUAUGUAUUUAUACUGAAAUUCAAUGGUGACACCUUUCUCCAUCCCUUCUGCUUUCACAAAAUCAAACACUUUUUAUCUAAUGGCAUUUCAUUUUAAUGACACAAUGAAUCCUAUUGAAAUAAGCUUGGGUGUCACGUGAUCCAGUAGGUGGACAAUGGCCCUUAGGCUCUUAGUUCAAUGUCUGCCACAAAGUGACUGUCUCAUGCUUCCCCCAACGAAUCCUGCACAAUGGAUGCCUAUAGGUAUUCAUACAGAUCAGUAAAAGACAGUGUCCACACCGCUGGACCUAUAACAACGUGUGGUGCAUUAGAGGUUUUCACACAGUAUUGUGGUGCAAUGAGGUUUUACACCGAAUGGUGCGUUUGUUGUAACUCUGAUUUCAAAUGUUUCUCGGUCGAUAUAAGUGCAGCAGGGCCAAGAUCAUCCUUUGGCCUUAAUGCACAAAGAAGAUGGAUGCCAACUGCCAUAACACCAAAAUAUGAAGAAGAGAUCCUCCUUGUGGCAGUGCCAUGUAAUGGUAAGUCUG